AUGUUCAGAGCAGUUCAUGAACUAUCAAAUAAAGAUAUUUUUGUCAAUGUGCAAAGAAUUGGCAUACUAAUAAUCUGGGAAGAACGACCCGUGAAAGAAAAACUCCUUAUGUAUAAGAAUUAUUACGUCCCUAUUGUCACCUAUGAUGGAGAAACAUGGACAAUGACAGAAAGGGACUGGAGCAGACUGCAAGCAGAGGAAAUCAAAUUUCUCAUAGCAGUUAAGGGAAAAACAAGAAAGGACCGAGUAAAGAUUGUAGAGAUUAGAAAGGACUUCAAACAAGAAAGUAUGAGAGAAGAAAUUGAAAGAAAGAGAUUUAGAUGGUAUGGGCAUGUUAAGAGGAUGCAUGUGCAGGGACUCCACAAAAUUAUGGAAAAACUAAAGAUGGAUGGGAAAAGACCUAGAGGGCGUCCAAGAACACGGUGGAAAAUGGGAGUGAGAAUAUCAAUAGAAAGGAGAGCAGGCAGUUCAGUAGACGAGGACUGGAUGUCUGCUAAAUCGAUAGAGACGAAAGUUAGACAAACGUUUAUAGGAGGAAGGUGA
This is a messenger RNA of Schistocerca nitens (vagrant locust), 543 nucleotides long. RefSeq lists its product as uncharacterized. The coding region runs from base 1 to 543 and encodes 180 amino acids. NCBI's taxonomy places the organism in Eukaryota, Metazoa, Arthropoda, Insecta, Orthoptera, Acrididae. The transcript has 3 exons. The record is from RefSeq and is a predicted model, not a curated record.